Molecule: messenger RNA, 2361 nt
Organism: Hydatigera taeniaeformis
Lineage: Eukaryota; Metazoa; Platyhelminthes; Cestoda; Cyclophyllidea; Taeniidae
Source: the annotation of a GenBank genome assembly
AUGUCAAGCUUGGGUCAGGGGUAUAAUGUUCUCGUCGUCGGAGCAGGCGGUAUUGGUUGUGAGCUGUUGAAAGAUCUAAUUGACCUUGACACGAUAGAUGUGAGUAAUUUGAAUAGACAGUUCCUCUUUCGGAAGAUUCACGUCGGAAAAUCCAAAGCUGAGGUAGCCUGUGAUAGCAUUAAACAAAUGCGAAAGGAUGUUGAAUUGACGCCCUACUUUGCAAGCAUAUUCAGUUCUCAAUUCGACGAUGAGUUCUUCAAACAGUUUGACAUUAUUUUUAGCGCUCUAGACAAUCAAGCCGCUAGACGUCACGUCAAUCGAGUUUGCGUCUCCCUAAACAAGCCCAUUAUCGAAUCCGGAACUGCCGGUUAUUUGGGUCAAGUGGAGCCUCUGAUCUACGCUAAAAGGACUUCAAAGGGUCCUCAAGCUCCUUGCUUUGAGUGCACCUCAAGGGCGAAUGACAGGCGAACUUAUCCCACUUGCACAAUUCGUAAUACUCCCUCGGAACCGGUUCACUGCGUUGUCUGGGCAAAAUUUCUUUUCAAUCAGCUUUUUGGCGAGGCGGACAUUGAAAAUGAGGAAGUUUCUCCAGACUUGGAAGACCCAGAAGCACAGGACUCCGAGACCCAUAAGGGCGAUGAAAUACUUGAAGAGAAAAACUCCUUAUGGUCAAGAUCCGCUCUUAGCGAUGAAACCAUAAGUCCUGAAGAGUCUCUUGCUAUGAGACUAUUUAAUAGAGAUAUCUCAACUUUGCUGAGCAUGCGAAGCUUGUGGGUGGAUCAUCCAGGUAGACGUAAACCAUGUCCACUGGAUGCAAGCUCAUUGAAGGCGGCCAAAGCUCAUCCAGGUCUAGAUGGUAAUGAUGGAUCAGAGGGUCUGCGUGACCAACGACAAAUGAGCUUGGAGGGUUGGAUUAGUCUGUUCCUCUCGAGCACCAGAGAGUUGCGCAAGAGAACAGGCCUAACAGAUUCCGGGGCUGGGGAACACAAACCGUUGGUGUGGGACAAAGAUGAUCGCGACGCCAUGGAUUUCGUCACUGCAGCCUCCAUUAUCCGUGCAAUCCUCUUUCAAAUUCCCGGUGCCAAUGAGCUGACACGGUUCACAGUGAAAUCCUUCGCUGGGAAUAUUAUCCCCGCCAUCGCCACCACCAAUGCUAUAAUUGCCGGUGUCAUGGUGCUGCAAGCGCUCAAUGUUCUCCAGGGUCGAAUUGAUGCGGUGCGCACGGUCUUCCUCCACCGACAACCGGCUGGUUUUGGGCGUUUUCUGGCGCCCUGUCGCCCGCCUCCACCGAAUCCCAAUUGCCUUGUGUGUUCAGGGGCACAGGCGCAGGAACUGCGCCUUCACUGCGAUCCCACGACGAUGCGUCUGAUUCAUCUGAAAGAGAAUGUGCUUAUAAAACAUUUGGGCAUGAUUGCUCCUGAUGUGGAGAUAGAGGGCAAAGGAAUCAUUCUCAUCUCUUCUGAUGGCGAUGAGACGGAAGACAUUGAACAAGAAACUCUGUCCAACUUCAAUUUGACUGGGGAAGGCUGCCCUCGUUUGCGCUGUGAUGAUUUUCGACAGAACAUGACCUUCUACCUGCGCAUCGUUUCUACUCCGCCAGGUCGCGAUGACUUCAUUUGGCGUGUCGAGGGACAAUACGAGGCACCGAAUCAGGAGUCUGCUAAAGAAACGAAUUCUUCCGAACCACCCCCAACUGGAUCCAAACGCCUACGCGAAGCCGACGAUUCGGACAUCGAGGAGGUAUGCACUUCUGGUGAAGAUUUUGAGUCUUUACGGCCCUCCAAGGUCCUUAAAGUUGGUCUGAAUGAAGGCGGUGUCGAGGAUGAGGAUGGGGAGGUGGUUAUAGUAAUGGCUUCGAACUCGGCAGAAUUCGCGACCAAGGUUAUCGAUUGCUUCUACGAAUUGCCGCCCACCGAUGUUCUCUCUCUUAAGGCCGAAGCAAUGGAAGUCGAACCUUCUGCUUCUUCCUCACCAGUUCAUUCAUCUUCUGCUCCUUCUGAACUCCCACCUAUCUACGGCGAAGAGGUUUCAGAAGAGUGGAUAGAGGCGCAUACACAAUUGACUCAGGAGAUCUCGUCUUUGCGUGACCAACUAUUGCGUCAACCAUUGUCCUCCUCGAACGUCGAGUUGGCGUCGUUGUCAGAGUCUGCGCAGAAUCUGGCUGCGCAGAUUGUGGCCCUCCAGCGGGGUGUGGAGAGUCUGCAUCAAUUUGCCUCUCAUUUAGCUCAAAUAACGCAGGCUGCUGAUCAAAUCCAAGAGGUUUCGGAGAAGCUGGCGGCUUUGUCCACAGAGGAUUCGACAGGGAGACCUCUGAAGUUGCUCCAGGAGGUGUCGGAAAACAUUGAAGCGAUUUGUAAAUAG